CUCCGCAGUUCCUUCACGCUGCUGGCCGAGCCGAGCUGCCUGUGUGCCCGCAGAGCGACCCCCGCAGCCCCGCAGAGCCCCGAAGAACUCCCGCAGAGCUCCAGGCCACACCUCCGCGUCCUCUCCUCGCCUUUAACCGCCGCCCAGGCUCCGAUCUGAAGGUUUUAAUCCCCAAACUCCGCCCGUCACGACGACUUUGCUGAAGAUGUUGAGCGUCGCCAGACACGUUUCCCGGUCCCUGCCGACCCGGACCUGCUCCAGGACCGUGUCGUCCCUGGUCCGCAAGGCCUGCGGGAGCGGCUUCCAGCCAGAUGUUCUCCGAGUCCUGUCCAGGAGAGACUACGCCUCUGAAGCCAUCAGGGGCGCCGUCAUCGGCAUCGACCUGGGGACCACCAACUCCUGCGUCGCUGUCAUGGACGGGAAACAGGCCAAGGUGCUGGAGAAUGCAGAAGGAGCCCGGACGACCCCGUCGGUCGUGGCCUUCAGUGCGGACGGCGAGCGUCUGGUGGGCAUGCCGGCCAAACGGCAGGCCGUCACCAACCCCCAGAACACGCUGUACGCCACCAAGAGGCUGAUAGGACGGCGCUACGACGACCCCGAGGUCCAGAAGGACAUGAAGAACGUCCCCUACAAGAUUGUGCGUGCGUCCAACGGCGACGCCUGGGUGGAGGCUCAUGGGAAGAUGUACUCGCCCAGCCAGGCCGGAGCCUUCGUCCUGAUGAAGAUGAAGGAGACGGCAGAAAGUUACAUGGGAACGGCGGUGAAGAACGCCGUGGUCACCGUACCGGCGUACUUCAACGACUCCCAGAGACAGGCCACCAAAGACGCGGGUCAGAUCGCCGGCCUGAACGUCCUGCGUGUGAUCAACGAGCCGACGGCGGCCGCUCUGGCCUACGGCCUGGACAAGACCCAGGACAAGAUCAUCGCCGUGUACGACCUGGGCGGAGGGACGUUCGACAUCUCCGUCCUGGAGAUCCAGAAGGGCGUGUUCGAGGUGAAGUCCACCAACGGAGACACGUUCCUGGGAGGAGAAGACUUCGACCAGCACCUGCUCAAGCACAUCGUGAAGGAGUUCAAGAGAGAGACCGGCGUGGACCUGCUGAAGGACAACAUGGCUCUGCAGAGAGUCCGGGAAGCUGCAGAGAAGGCCAAGUGUGAGCUGUCGUCUGCCCUGCAGACGGACAUCAACCUGCCCUACCUGACCAUGGACGCCUCCGGGCCCAAACACCUGAACAUUAAGCUGACCCGGGCCCAGUUUGAGAACAUCGUGUCCGACCUGAUCCGCCGCACCGUGGCCCCGUGCCAGAAGGCCCUGCAGGACGCCGAGGUGACCAAAGGAGACAUCGGGGAGGUGCUGCUGGUGGGAGGCAUGAGCCGCAUGCCCAAGGUCCAGCAGACGGUCCAGGACCUGUUCGGCCGCGCUCCCAGCAAGUCAGUGAACCCGGACGAGGCGGUUGCCAUGGGAGCAGCCAUCCAGGGGGGCGUGCUGGCGGGAGACGUGACGGACGUGCUGCUGCUGGACGUGACUCCUCUGUCUCUGGGCAUCGAGACUCUGGGGGGCGUCUUCACCAAGCUCAUCAACAGGAACACCACCAUCCCCACCAAGAAGGGCCAGGUGUUCUCCACGGCGGCGGACGGACAGACCCAGGUGGAGAUCAAGGUGUGUCAGGGCGAGAGGGAGAUGGCGGCGGACAACAAGGUGCUGGGCCAGUUCACGCUGGUGGGGAUCCCCCCCGCGCCCCGCGGCGUCCCCCAGAUCGAGGUCACCUUCGACAUCGACGCCAACGGCAUCGUCCACGUGUCGGCCAAGGACAAGGGCACGGGCCGCGAGCAGCAGAUUGUGAUCCAGUCGUCGGGAGGUCUCAGCAAGGACGACAUUGAGAACAUGGUGAAGAACGCGGAGAAGUACGCCGAGGAGGACCGGAGGAGGAAGGAUCGCGUGGAGGCCGUCAACACGGCCGAGGGAAUCGUACACGACACGGAGUCCAAGAUGGAGGAGUUCAAGGACCAGCUUCCUGCUGAUGAGUGCACCAAGCUGAAGGAGGAGAUCACCAAGGUCCGGGAUCUUCUGGCCAACAAGGAUUCAGAGACGGGCGAGAACAUCAAGCAGGCGGCCAACAACCUGCAGCAGGCCUCACUCAAACUCUUCGAGAUGGCCUACAAGAAGAUGGCAGCGGAGCGGGACGGCAGCAGCGGCGGCUCCAGCGGCUCUAGCGGCUCCAGCGGCUCCGGCAGCUCCAGCUCGGAGGGGGAGAAGAAGGAGGGCCAGCAGUAAACACUGCACCGUUGUCACCAGGUCGCCAUGACAACUAAGGACUUUUGCGAUGGGGCGGCGGGCUGGGUGGGGAGGGGGGCAGUCCCCAGUCAUUCUUACUAUAAUAUAUUCUCAUCUACUGUGUUUUGGCAGUAAGACCCCGUAGAGCAGGGGUGUGGCCGUCGCCCCACACCCCUCCAUCUGUAAUUUAACUGUGUCACCACGUCCUGUUUCUUUUUACAAAGCUGUUAAUUUACAUGCAAAGCUAGUAAUGAUUGUUUUAUUUCCUUUGUGGGCUGACACGAUGAGCCCGAUGUUGUCGACAGCAGCCGGUCCGCCUGCAGAGCUCCAGCAGUUUUAGAAAGUUCUGAGGGUUUCACACAUCAGAUGGUCCGGUGGUGUUUAUUUAGUCCAACGUUUUUGAAUCUGAGGGAAUAAUGAAGGACUUGAUGGAACCCAUUCACUUGUUUUAGCCACCGAUGGUCAGAACUGAGGAAUGUGAUUGUGGGAGAGGAUUAUAAGAUGCAGAUCCGAGGAGCUGGAGUUUAUUUCCCCGUGGCCGUGUGGAGAUGUGGAGCGGUCCUGGAGGUUUCUAGGAGCCGGGUCGUGCAGGAGAGAGCGCCGCUGGCGCCGGCCCGGCGCUGAGCUCUGCAGAAGACGCAGCCUGGAGAUGGUAGAACCACAUUUCGGGGCGAUGUAGUACUGCUGUGAAAAUUGAAUGGUCAUAACUGUUGCAGUUUUUUUCUAAUAAAAAUCUGAAACGUGA
Molecule: messenger RNA, 3020 nt
Organism: Cololabis saira (Pacific saury)
Lineage: Eukaryota; Metazoa; Chordata; Actinopteri; Beloniformes; Belonidae
Gene: hspa9
Product: heat shock protein 9
Exons: 16
Coding region: 206-2275 (689 amino acids)
Biological process (GO): protein refolding; cellular response to unfolded protein
Cellular component (GO): cytoplasm; mitochondrion
Molecular function (GO): misfolded protein binding; ATP-dependent protein folding chaperone; ATP binding
Source: RefSeq, a predicted model, not a curated record